Molecule: messenger RNA, 1401 nt
Organism: Penicillium hordei
Lineage: Eukaryota; Fungi; Ascomycota; Eurotiomycetes; Eurotiales; Aspergillaceae
Exons: 4
Coding region: 1-1401 (466 amino acids)
Source: RefSeq, a predicted model, not a curated record
AUGUCGUUUUUCAUUGAGUCUACACGAAACGCCAAAUUCCUCCUCUCACGACGCCGCGACGCAGAAGCAACCCAGCUCACAUGGCUUACCGAAACGUCAUUUGCGCGGAUUGAUUCCACAAUCGAUGCUUCAGAAGCUGAACUGCGCACGGAAUCUCGCUCGCAAGCGCUUGUUUCUUCGCUCAAUAUUUACGGCUCAGUGUGUCUUGUCCUGUUGUGGAGCGUAAUGGGUCUGACUUUCGUGCUCCACCAAACAUAUAUCGGUAAUUACCUCGCGGCGAAAGGUGUAGCCCAAAUUAACGCGACAACAGCCUCAAGAUCUUCCAUUUACAGCCGGUACCUAUAUACUAUCCCCGGCCCGCUCGUGGCAACUAUCCUGAUCGAAGUGAAAGGUCUGGGGCGGAAGCGCACCGGAGCUGGCAUUGCUAUUUUGACUGGUUUAUUCAUGCUUCUCGCUACUUUGGCCCGGUCUCGCAAUUCUGAAUUGGCCUUUGAGUGUAUUAUCAGCUUCCUUUGCUUUGCUGGUAUGGCUACACUGAUUCUCUAUACUGUUGAGGUUUUGCCGACCACAGUGCGUGGGUUCGGUCUGGGUGUCAUGGGGUUCUUUUGGGGGAAGUUUGGCUUGAUUGCCUAUAUCAUCACCACUUUCGAUAGCAGCGCGGUUUCGGGUGGGGGCCCUGUUUGGUUCUGUGGUGCGGUUUGGAGUCUCAAGGGUGCUGCGUGGUUCGCGCUCCCGGUUGAAACUCAAGUUAGAGCGCCGGCGUGGAUGAUCACGAUGUUGAAAAUACAUAUUCAGAUUGUCAUGUGCUUACUAGAUGACAUAAGUCCUUGGAAAUCUACCUCACACUUCGUUGUCUUGUCUACAAUUUUCAUGAUUAUAAAUUCAUCAGACGGAUUGUUCUCGGACAAAAUUGUGCCAACGUACUUCAGACCAGCCACAUCAUAUUGGAUGGCUUUGGGCCUCUUCGACGAAGCUGGCAUUUUCACUUCUGAGAGGAUGACGGGUCACUGGCUGAGCGCAGCUCACGGGUCAAAGCAUAUUUGGGCUUUCCGAUUCAAUGCACCCCAUCAUACCAUUUGGCUCCCGUGGCACACUCUUCCGAAAACACAUCUCAACUACCCACUCGGCACAAUGACAGACUAUGAGCGAGGCGUUGCUGUCGAGCUCCGCAUUUAUUUGUCAUCGUUCAGUUGCAACGGCAAUGCAAACACGCUCAAGGUUGCGACUGCUCCCCAUUGGCCUCAUUAUGGCGCUCUCGGUGAUUUCGUCAACUCUCCUAUCCGUCUCGUCCCACAGUUUGCCUUUGAGAACAACGCCAACAAAAGUUAUCCAACCAGUACGCAAAUCGAAGUUAGCGCGCAUAAACAGGUAUUGAGCCGACAGAAUGUCGGGCUCAACUAG